CUUCCGGGAGGGCGGCUCGCAGGCACCAUGACUCCUGUGAGGAUGCAGCACUCCCUGGCAGGUCAGACCUAUGCCGUGCCCCUCAUCCAGCCAGACCUGCGGCGAGAGGAGGCCGUCCAGCAGAUGGCGGAUGCCCUGCAGUACCUGCAGAAGGUCUCUGGAGACAUCUUCGGCAGGAUCCCACACCAUGCCUCACAUGGUAGACCCCAGCGGGAAGUAUGUGACUGCCUGACUCGGGUGCCUCUCGUGGUCCAAGCCAUCCCUGCCCUGUCCCUUCCCUGGUUGUCGCCAGACCUGGAGCCCCUGCUCCUUCACUUUGCAGCCUCCUCUUCUGUCACCAACUGGGAACCCACCUCUUCCUGAAAGUCCUCCCCCACUGACUCACCGGCUUGCCCCAAGCUUGUCAAGAAUGUCCCAGUAACCAGGGCACACGCACUGAAGUGACUGAGGGGUUACCUUGGAGUUGAUGCCUUGGCUCAGAUCCAGCUCCCCUGUUUUCUUCCUCUGUAACCUUGGACAACCCAACCCCUCUAAGCCUCAGUGUUCUCAUUUGUGAAGUUGUGGUAAUAAUGGUAAUAAUGGUAAUAAUUCUUCCUGGUAGAAUUAUUGUAAAUAUUAAAUUAAUCAAAACAUGCAAAGGAAUGGAACAGUGCCUGGCACCUAGGAAGCCUUCAGGAAAUGCUAUCUCUUCCCCGUUGAUGAUCUUGACCCGUACACUGCCUUUGGUUGCCAUUCAUGAACCUGCCACCAAUAGUAACAGAAAGUGCUGGAUGCACCUUUUGUGCUUAUCGUUGUGCUAGAUGUGCCCAAGGGACGCCUAGGGAAGAGGACGCAGGUCUUUAAGAGCCAUCAGCUCCAGAUUGUGGCCACCCCAUGUCCAGCACUUAGAAUGGAGGCCAAAACCAUUCCCUCGGAAAUUGUGUUUCCUUGCCAAGAUGGGGACUGCAUGGUUGCCCUUCUCUGAGGGCAGCCCUGGAUUUUUGGCAUCUUUCCUUUCCUGUCCUGGUACUUGGCACCUUGUAGACAGUUGCAUGUCCCCUGCCCAGGGAUGGGAUGAGGAGAGGGCAGGAAGGCAUUUCCUGGGUAGUGGAGUGCUGCGUUCAUUGAGUGUGGGUUCUCCAAGCUGCUGGCACAGCCCAGGGAGGGCCGGAUGCCUCUCAGGAGCCUUGGGCCUGAGUCCUGGCUCCCUCACUCCUGGGUUCCAGGUCACUGCAUCUGUCUCUCCACCAUGUGCUCCACCUCGUGCUGGACCUUAAGAGAUACCAAUUAUGUGGCUGACACUGUGUCCUAGAGGCUGGAAUGGGAACACAUAGGGCGAGAUUGAUUGUUAAUUGCUAGCAUGAACCGCGUGGGCUUCUCAGGGUCUAGAGUGGAGAGAAAUCGGUAAGAAUUGGUGGCACGCCUGUCAGAACUCCCCAAACCAAGCUAAGCAAAAAUUAAACAAUCAGUAGAGCAGCCUUCGGAGUAAGGGCUAAAAUGAUGUCCUCAGGGCCUGGUUUUGCUUUCCUUCCAUGUCAGUUUGCUUCUUUGGGUCUGGCUGCAUUCCCAGACAGGCCAUGCUGUCGUGGUAGCAAGGUGACAUGACACAGGGUCAGGUCCAGCAGGAAAGAAUGCUCUCCUGUGUCCCCACUUCCUCCAGAAGCCACACUUACCCAUCCCACCUGGCUUGGUCCUCAUGUCUAUCCCAGAAUCCAUUACUGGGGCCAGGGGACUAUGACACACCACUUGGCUUAGACUGAGGAACUCUGUGGGCAGCCCCACCUGAAGCUCUGGGACUAAGCCUGCGAGAGAGAUGGAUUCCCCAAGGGAAAUGGGGCCAUUGCUUGAGUAAAAAGGAAAUAGUUGCUGAAGAGGAAAACCACGUGCUUACUCCACAUAGGGCAGACUCCUGGAAGAGGGGGGCAGGGUAGGGAGGUGGAUAUGCAGGUUGCCCUGGUGGGGUCUGGAAAUGGGGGCCGCGGGCUUGGAGAGAGGCCUCAGUGUGGCUUGGAACGUGGUGUAUGGUGGUCUGCCAUGAAGGCCGGCCUGCACAGGGGUGGGAGGGGGGUGCUUCUGCAUGGGAAGCACAGACAGCGCUGCCUCUCCCUUGCACUCAUCUCUCGGGGCAUGAGAGGCUGACUUUCCGUGAGCCUGUGGGCCAGGCCUCUUUGAAUGGGGCUGAGGGAGCUUUGCCCUGGUUCCUUUGUGUCCCCACGGUGCCACGGGAGGCUCCCUGGCAGGGUGUGGGGCAAGGCAGUGAGUGAAGAGUUGGGGUGAGUGAGUUAGGGCCCACGGAUUACUCAAGACAGGACUUCAAGUUGAUUCAGGAGUGUUAGGGAGCUGUGAUUGGAUUUUAAGCAGGGCAGGGCUGGCCCCAGUUUUCUAACCAGGUGUUGAAUGAACCGGAUGGACUCUGCCAGAUCCCUCCGUGCAAGGCUGGAAUCAGUCCAUUGUUCAACUGUGCCCUUUGGGGCUGUGGUUCAUUUGGCUCUGAUUUUCCUAUAUGUUCUCUCCUCCAACCCCCAUAGCUCCAUCUUGUCUACAGGAUUUUGUUAGAAGCCGUCGAAAUCCUGCUGACUCGAGAUGCGCUGUGCUGCAUGUUCUCCCCGGGCACAGCAAGCUACUAAUCCUGUUACAAAGAGAAAUGCUGUACACUUCGAGCAGUGCUGGCCCCUGGGACUCACCGCGGCCUUUUCUAAGUGCUUACAGACUCUCUGUGUAAUAAUCCAUUCCAGAAAUUUUCCAGGGCUCAUUGUUGAGCUUGGUGUUCGCAACUUUGAGUGAUCAGCCCUUCUGUCCUUUGUGGGAGCACCAGGACAGAGCAGCCUUUGUCCCUCCCCAGUCUCAGUUCCCUCCCACUGCCCCUGUGGACCUCGAAUGCAGAGCUUAUGCACCUACCGAAGGUCGUGUCAGCACCCAAGGCAGAAUGAGGCUGCCUUGGGAACUAGGGUAAAUUAAAACAGCUUGUGCUGGAGGACCCUUUACAGCAGAUGAAGGCCUCUCCCCAGCCAGAAAAGAUGGAGCACACGCUGGGUGGUGGCCCCGCUUCCUCACUGGAAGGAGAUGGUGCUCUUCUUUUUUCUUUCUGAAUUGUGGCCACCUUCAUACCAGUCUGUCAUGGAACACUUAAGCCGCUUGAGUGCCUGCUGGUACUCCCAGCCCUGCCAUGCCUGAGCCCCCUGCACACAAGGAGCCAGGAGUAAUCAGGGCAGACCCAUUAGGGCACGGGGACUCCUGGAUUGUGAAAUUGGCUCUCUGGGGGCCAAGGCCUUCUAACGUUGGUGGAAGUGGCUUUGGCUUAUUGGGUCCGAUUCUAGGCCAUUCAUUCCAACCUUUAGAGACACCCCAGCUUUCCCAAGCCCAGAGUCUGCAGCCCCUCCACCAUCCCACACCCUCCUCCUGCCUUUCCUCAUGAACCCCAGUCACGCCUCUGCCUUCUCAAACCCCUCCACCAUCCCACACCCUCCUCCUGCCUUUCCUCAUGAACCCCAGUCACGCCUCUGCCUUCUCAAACCCCCCCACCAUCCCACACCCUCCUCCUGCCCUUCCUCAUGAACCCCAGUCGCGCCUCUGCCUUCUCAAACCCCUCCACCAUCCCACACCCUCCUCCUGCCUUUCCUCACGAACCCCAGUCGCGCCUCUGCCUUCUCAUCCCUGCGCACCACACAGGCUCGCUCGUGCCCGGUGAGUGCUGAGGCUGCUCUGCACGUGGAGUGUGGCCCUGUGGGCAAGGGCUGGGCUCUUGGAGGUAGGGGAGCUACAGGGGCGACUGGGAGGAGGAUGUUGUUACACACGCAUCAGAGUUAACUUUGCAGUGAGAGCGGCCUUGCUGCGGCCAAAGAACAUGGAAAAGCAUGAGUGGGGUGAUGUGCCUUAAAGCAUCAGACACUUGGGCCUCGGGCACCAGGAGCCAGCCACAGGCAUGUCUGGGGAAAUGGUGUUCCAUGAGAUGCAAGCACAUAAGAAUGCACUUGGCACAUCUGGGGAACAGCAGGCAGCUGAUAUCACUGGGCCCACCCCGCACCAGGGAGGAUGGAAGCAGGAUCUCCCAGCGGGUAGAGCAGAGCCGGAGCCAGGUGCAGGCCAUUGGAGAGAAGGUCUCCUUGGCCCAGGCCAAGAUUGAGAAGAUCAAGGGCAGCAAGAAGGCCAUCAAGGUGUUCUCCAGUGCCAAGUACCCUGCUCCAGAGCGCCUGCAGGAAUAUGGCUCCAUCUUCACGGGCGCCCAGGACCCUGGCCUGCAGAGACGCCCCCGCCACAGGAUCCAGAGCAAGCACCGCCCCCUGGAUGAGCGGGCCCUGCAGGAGAAGCUGAAGUACUUUCCUGUGUGCGUGAGCACCAAGCCGGGGCCCGAGGACGAUGCAGAAGAGGGACUUGGGGGUCUUCCCAGCAACAUCAGCUCUGUCAGCUCCUUGCUGCUCUUCAACACCACCGAGAACCUGUACAAGAAGUAUGUCUUCCUGGACCCCCUGGCUGGUGCUGUAACAAAGACCCAUGUGAUGCUGGGGGCAGAGACAGAGGAGAAGCUGUUUGAUGCCCCCUUGUCCAUCAGCAAGAGAGAGCAGCUGGAACAGCAGGUCCCAGAGAACUACUUCUAUGUGCCAGACCUGGGCCAGGUGCCUGAGAUUGAUGUUCCAUCCUACCUGCCUGACCUGCCCGGCAUUGCCAACGACCUCAUGUACAGUGCCGACCUGGGCCCCGGCAUUGCCCCCUCCGCCCCUGGCACCAUUCCAGAACUGCCCACCUUCCACACUGAGGUAGCCGAGCCUCUCAAGGCAGACCUACAAGAUGGGGUACUAACAGCACCCCCACCACCCCCACCGCCCCCACCACCUCCCCCAGCUCCUGAGGUGCUGGCCAGUGCACCCCCACUCCCACCCUCAACCGCGGCCCCUGUAGGCCAAGGCGCCAGGCAGGACGACAGCAGCAGCAGCGCGUCUCCUUCAGUCCAGGGAGCUCCCAGGGAAGUGGUCGACCCCUCCGGUGGCCGGGCCACUCUGCUAGAAUCCAUCCGCCAAGCUGGGGGCAUCGGCAAGGCCAAGCUGCGCAGCGUGAAGGAGCGAAAGCUGGAGAAGAAGAAGCAGAAGGAGCAGGAGCAAGUGAGAGCCACGAGCCAAGGUGGGGACUUGAUGUCGGAUCUCUUCAACAAGCUGGUCAUGAGGCGCAAGGGCAUCUCUGGGAAAGGACCUGGGGCUGGUGAGGGGCCCGGAGGAGCCUUUGCCCGCGUGUCAGACUCCAUCCCUCCUCUGCCGCCACCGCAGCAGCCACAGGCAGAGGAGGAUGAGGACGACUGGGAAUCCUAGGGGGCUCCAUGACACCUUCCCCCCCAGACCUGCUUCCCUGGGAGGGGGCUCCAUGACACCUUCCCCCCCCCCCAGACCCAGACUUGGGCCGUUGCUCUGACACGGACACAGCCAGGACAAGCUGCUGAGACCUGCUUCCCUGGGAGGGGGCUCCAUGACACCUUCCCCCCCAGACCCAGACUUGGGCCGUUGCUCUGACACGGACACAGCCAGGACAAGCUGCUGAGACCUGCUUCCCUGGGAGGGGGCUCCAUGACACCUUCCCCCCCAGACCCAGACUUGGGCCGUUGCUCUGACACGGACACAGCCAGGACAAGCUGCUGAGACCUGCUUCCCUGGGAGGGGGCUCCAUGACACCUUCCCCCCCAGACCCAGACUUGGGCCGUUGCUCUGACACGGACACAGCCAGGACAAGCUGCUGAGACCUGCUUCCCUGGGAGGGGGUGACGGAACCAGCACUGUGUGGAGACCAGCUUCAAGGAGCGGAAGGCUGGCUUGAGGCCACACAGCUGGGGCGGGGACUUCUGUCUGCCUGUGCUCCAUGGGGGGACAGCUCCAGCCAGCCUGCACCAGUGUGUUCUUCUCUAAAGAGGCUUCCAGAGAAAAUGGCACACCAAUCAAUAAAGAACUGAGCAGAAA
Pan troglodytes (chimpanzee) is the source of this 5918-nucleotide messenger RNA. RefSeq names its product WAS protein family homolog 2. The coding region runs from base 3834 to 5279 and encodes 481 amino acids. Gene Ontology annotation, cellular component: early endosome; recycling endosome; WASH complex. The transcript is spliced from 12 exons. NCBI's taxonomy places the organism in Eukaryota, Metazoa, Chordata, Mammalia, Primates, Hominidae. Gene Ontology annotation, molecular function: gamma-tubulin binding; actin binding; alpha-tubulin binding. Gene Ontology annotation, biological process: exocytosis; Arp2/3 complex-mediated actin nucleation; retrograde transport, endosome to Golgi. The record is from RefSeq and is a predicted model, not a curated record.